Messenger RNA from Fragaria vesca subsp. vesca, 2324 nucleotides. RefSeq names its product receptor-like serine/threonine-protein kinase NCRK-like. The transcript is spliced from 10 exons. NCBI's taxonomy places the organism in Eukaryota, Viridiplantae, Streptophyta, Magnoliopsida, Rosales, Rosaceae. Gene Ontology annotation, biological process: protein phosphorylation. The coding region runs from base 79 to 1911 and encodes 610 amino acids. Gene Ontology annotation, molecular function: ATP binding; protein kinase activity. The record is from RefSeq and is a predicted model, not a curated record.
AUGUGUGUUGUAAGGUCAAGCACAAGUUCGUGUUUUGCUGUUCCUGCUGUGGUUCUGUACUUUCUCAGGUCACAGUAAAUGAAGAUCCAAGUGGGAGUUGCCCUUGCUUGUUUUAUAAGUUUGAUUUUGAUUCAGCAAAGUCUCUGUGAUGAGGUUUCUGGUACUUCUGAUGUAACAGAUUGGACAUGUAGAUGUUCUGUUUCGUUCAAUGGAAACCGGAGCUACACGCUUGAAUCUAACUGUUCAGCAUCCUGUAAUUGCAGUCAGGAUGAUGGAAGUGGUGAUAGCAAAUGGACAUGUGUAUGUGAUGCCAAAGGCCUUCCUAAAGUGGCAGCUGAUGGUCACGAUACUAAUUGCUUUACAGCCUGCAACUGCACUUCUGGAUCUCUUGAUGCAGCACAAUCUUCGAAAAAGCGCUCUUCAAGCAAAGUUGUUGUCUUUGUUCUAUUACUAUGUGUUGUACUUACAACUUUCGCUUUCCUGGCUUUGGUGGCAUGCUACUUCUAUCAAAGAGACAAGUGCACUGUUCACCCGCCAAUAUUUUCAUCAGAUAAGGAAACGAGUUGCAACAGUGGUACCGACUUAAUUAGCCAUAGAAGUUCCUCAAUGCUUGAGACCAAACUUUAUAUAAAUUCCCCCAUCAAUUAUGGAAUAGGGUGCUUUACCUCUUGCUUAUUCGGAAGCAAGACAGGACCUUCACCUGGAGCAAUUAUUCAAUUUUCAUACUUGGAUCUGGAAAAUGCAACCAAUAAGUUUUCAGAUUCCAAUCUAAUUGGACUUGGAGGAAGUAGUUAUGUUUAUCGUGGUCAACUCAAAGAUGGAAGUAUUCUGGCAGUUAAGCGCCUCAAGACUCAGAAAGGGCCUGAUAUGGAUUCUGUCUUUAUAACUGAGAUUGAACUGUUAUCCAGACUUCAUCAUUGUCAUGUGGUACCUUUGCUCGGCUACUGCUUCGAAACCCAUGGCAAAGAUACUGAGAGGCUCUUGGUAUUUGAGUACAUGAAUAAUGGUAAUCUGAGAGAUUGUCUGGAUGGGUCUGAAGGGAAAAACAUGGAUUGGGGUACUCGAGUAGCAAUUGCCAUUGGAGCUGCAAGGGGUUUGGAAUAUCUCCAUGAUGCAGCUGCUCCAAGAAUACUGCAUAGAGAUGUCAAAUCCACAAACAUUCUUCUGGAUGAAAAUUGGCAAGCAAAAAUAACUGAUCUUGGUAUGGCGAAACGCUUAAAAGCUGAUGGUCUUCCUAGUGCAUCUAGUUCUCCAGCAAGAAUGCAAGGUACAUUUGGUUAUUUUGCACCGGAGUAUGCAAUUGUUGGAAGAGCAUCUCUCAAGUCAGACGUUUUCAGUUUUGGGGUAGUUCUUCUUGAGCUUAUCACUGGCCGGAAGCCCAUACACAGAUCAACCAACAAGCUAGAAGAAAGCCUUGUCAUAUGGGCUACCCCUCGUUUACAGGAUAGUAAGCGAGUAAUCGCAGAGUUGCCUGAUCCUGAUUUGAAUGGGAACUUCCCAGAAGAAGAUAUGCACAUAAUGGCUUACUUAGCAAAGGAAUGCCUACUCUUGGAUCCAGAUUCUAGACCAACCAUGAGUGAGGUUGUCCAAAUCCUUUCGACUAUUGUACCAGAGAGAUCUAAAAGGAGAGGCAUGCCUUUAAAUUUGUUUCAGCACAUGGGUCUUAAAGAAGCUGAGGAGCUAAGGAGAGACAAAUCCGGAAAAUGUUCACAUCGGUGUUCACUGCCACUAGAUAUUGACCGCAACCUCGGCGUUGAAAGAAGUGAAGAUACAGCUACAGAUAACUUUAUGGAAAAAUUGAUCCUCUUGACCUCAAACACUAGGAGUUGGCGUGCCUCUGAUGAUGAAACAGUGGACUUGACUGAGCCCAGGUUUGAGUCAUUUUCCAUAGCAAAUGCUAAACCCUUGUGACACCCAAAAAAAAUGGAAGAGAACCGAAGAUGGGUGAAGCAAUAGGUUUGUUUGUGAUGCUUUGCAAUAGGUUUGUCAAAGAAAUCAUGAGGAAUAAAGAUGUUUCCGAAGACUUGUUCCUCUAUAUCUUUUGUUCUUUGGAAAUGAAAAGGGGAGAAAAUCAUAGGCUACUCUGUCACUUCAUUAUAUAGUUACCUUUGAUAUUCUUUAGAUGAUAUGCUGAUGAGUUGAGCAUAUUCUAUCUUGUACAGAAGUCAUAGAAAAACUCGAAAUACAUCAGGAGAUGAACCAAUGGUUGUAACUCAGUCUUGUGUGACAAAAAAAUGAGAGACGAAAAAUAGCAUUGAAAUGAUAUUUAUUGAGUUGUGUUUCAUUGUAAUCAGCUAUUGAGUACUAGGUAUAAGAAAAUUUAC